UAAAAUGAUUAUUCUGGCCCCGUCACAGAAGCCCUGACUCCAACGGCCUAAAUGUUGGUGCACGGGGUUGGGUGAGGCAAGACGGAGGUAGCACACCAUCUAGCAAUCUGGACAGCUAUAGGAGCAGACCCGCCGCUCGCAACAGCUGACGGAGCGGCGACUGCGGAGCCCGAGGCGGCGGCACACGUCCGACCCGUCCUCCCGCCGCCGCGCUGGGGUCGGCCGAAGCUGCAGCCAGGAGCGGGUCCUACCGCGCAGGGCACCACCCCGCCGGCCGCAGGGCGGGGGCAGGCGCGGGCCUCGGCCAGGGGAACCCGGCCGCGUCGACGCGUCCGACCUCGCCGCGGUCAGCGCGCACCGGCGAGCGGGCGGCAGGCCUCCCCGGCCGCCGGCCCCACCCGGCCGCACCCCGGGCUGCGCGGCGUCACAGAGCGCAUGCGUGCCGCGGGGGAUGCCGGGAGCGCGCAGUGGCGGCAGCGGCGGCGACGGCAGUAACAGCGGCCGCUCGAGCGGGGACACCGGCGGGGCGGUGACCGCGUGGGAGGUGGUCUCACUCUUGGGGAAACUGCUGGGGACCGUCGCCGCGCUGAAGGUGGUUCUGUACCUGCUCCGGGUGUGCCUCGCGAUGGCCUGGAAAUCCGGCGGCGCCAGCCACUCGGAGCUAAUCCACAACCUCCGCAAAAAUGGCAUCAUCAAGACAGAUAAAGUAUUUGAAGUGAUGCUGGCUACAGACCGCUCCCACUAUGCAAAAUCUAACCCUUACAUGGAUUCUCCUCAAUCAAUAGGUUUCCAAGCAACAAUCAGUGCUCCUCAUAUGCAUGCAUAUGCGCUAGAACUCCUGUUUGACCAGUUGCAUGAAGGUGCUAAAGCCCUUGAUGUAGGGUCUGGAAGUGGAAUCCUUACCUCGUGUUUUGCCCGGAUGGUUGGACAUAGCGGAAAAGUUAUUGGAAUUGAUCACAUUAAAGAACUAGUAGAUGACUCAAUAAACAAUGUCAAAAAAGAUGACCCGAUGCUUCUGUCCUCGGGGCGAGUGCGGCUGGUUGUGGGUGACGGAAGAAUGGGGUACCCUGAAGAAGCCCCUUAUGAUGCUAUUCAUGUAGGAGCUGCAGCACCCGUUGUGCCCCAGGCACUAAUAGACCAGUUAAAGCCUGGUGGAAGAUUGAUAUUGCCAGUCGGUCCAGCAGGAGGAAACCAAAUGCUGGAGCAGUAUGACAAGCUACAAGAUGGCAGUGUCAAGAUGAAGCCUCUCAUGGGGGUGAUAUACGUGCCUUUAACAGACAAAGAGAAGCAGUGGUCCAGGUGGAAGUGACUUUCUCUUCUGCUCUUUCUUCCACACAUUCAAGGUGAAAGGGUAUGAACUGUAAAAGCAACAUGAGCUUGACCAGUCUAUAACAUUGCAGUGGAUUGCUCAUCUCGGUCCUUAAAGCAUUUGAAAACCAACAGCAUCAGCUUGUUUUGGACUUCGUUAUACUCUUAUUUUCAGCAUGAAAAUGUGUGGUUUUGUAGGGUUUCCUAAUUCAAAGAGGUGCAGAGCCAAACUGGUAGAGGCUGGCUGCAAAGCGUAACUUUGUGUGUGGUUUUAACACGCCCACAUCUUACUUUAAAAAUAUUAAAAGAAAGGGUUCUCCAACUGGAAAGCUUCAUUUGUGAUUUAGUUUUGAAGAGUGGCUUUGCUUUUCUUGGACACUUAAUUCAGUUCCAAUAUUAUUUAUCAGAUUUCUUUUGUGCAUCAGAUAACACCACGUUCAUAAGUUAGGUUUCUUGGUAGCUAAUAUUUGUUAGCUGCUACUAAGACAAUAGAGAUGAGCUUUCUUCUUAAAGCUUUUGUUGUGGCGUCAUAGGAUAGCAUGUUGUAGAUACAGUCAGCUGCUGUUACCCUAAAACUAGGUGUUUGUAAAUACUGAAACUUAAGACGAUGGCAGGUGGUCCCCCCAACACAGCUGUUCAGAUUGGACAUCUCUGGUGUAACUUUCCUCUCUGAAAAUGAUAGGAGGCUUGUAGCUCACCCAUCGUUUUUUUGUUUCUAGUUUGCUGCUGAUAAUGUAUCUGCAUCUUACACUGUAAGCUGCUGCGUCCCUGCACAGUUUAUGCAGUGCUGCUUUGCCAAAUAAAAUUCAAAGCAAAAGAA
This is a messenger RNA of Psammomys obesus (fat sand rat), 2128 nucleotides long. RefSeq names its product protein-L-isoaspartate (D-aspartate) O-methyltransferase (gene Pcmt1). Gene Ontology annotation, molecular function: protein-L-isoaspartate (D-aspartate) O-methyltransferase activity. The coding region runs from base 452 to 1309 and encodes 285 amino acids. The record is from RefSeq and is a predicted model, not a curated record. Gene Ontology annotation, biological process: protein modification process. The transcript has 8 exons. NCBI's taxonomy places the organism in Eukaryota, Metazoa, Chordata, Mammalia, Rodentia, Muridae. Gene Ontology annotation, cellular component: cytoplasm.